Manis javanica (Malayan pangolin) is the source of this 2408-nucleotide messenger RNA. NCBI's taxonomy places the organism in Eukaryota, Metazoa, Chordata, Mammalia, Pholidota, Manidae. The record is from RefSeq and is a predicted model, not a curated record.
GGGAAGCAGAUAGUGCAUGUACUGGGCAAGCCUGGGGUCCUUGAUGUCCUCACAACAUGGGAGGACACAGGACCGUCCUGGCGCCCCCUCCCUGCCCUCUGCCCCCCAUCCCUCUCCCAGCCUGGGACCCGUUUGGUCAGAGUCUUGCCCUCUGCUGGCUGUUAUGUCCAAUGUCCUUUUUGCCAGUUAUGCAAUAAAACCUGCAAGCCAUUACUUCCAGGAACUGCUGGUUCUUUCAUAGGAAAUUUCAUAGGAAAACCUGAAGAGUCUUGUAGGAUUCCAAGAACACAUUUCAAAUACAGACCAUACAGUAGGGGCAGGUGAAAUCCCGGGGCACUGUGAUGACUUGGUUUGUGACCCUCUCCACCCCAGUACUGAAGCGUUAGGAUCUAGAGCACCCCUGGCCUGAAGGAGGCUUGGGACUGACCUGUGGGAUCUGUGGUUCUAGAAGAAGACUCCAGGAAUGAGGCCGUGGGAUGCAUGGCUCGAGAAAGAUUCUGGAGGGACACAGCAGAGCCCAGGAGUGGAAUAAAGAUGGCAGCAAGGACCACUGAGGGGAUGAAGUUGGAACUGCCCCGUCCAACUGCCGCCACCAGCCCGUGUGGCUGCUGGAAUCUGGACAUAUGUGGGGUCUGAAUCAAGAUGCUGUGCCUGGAGUGACGGUGACCAUCUGGCAAAACUGAGUGCAAGUCCCAGAGAAUUCCAGAAACACGUGUCAUUCUGUUUGUGUGAGCCACUCCCAGCCCCAGAGGCAUGUUACACCAGAAAUAAGUCUCUAUUAGCUUCAGACGCAGGCCUCCACAUGACAUGAAGAUGUUGUUAAGAGCUUGCCUCACAACCUCUGCCUCAUCUCCUGGCAUCUGGAGCGCAGGCACCUGGAGCUUCGCCACAUGGCUCAGGCAUCUAUAGGGUAUGUCAGACAGCCGGACGUCAGGCAUCUGGAUCCUGGGCAUCUAGACCUCGGAUAUCUGGACCUCGGGCACCCGAGCCUCGGGCAUUUGGACCUCAGGCACCUGUACAGCACUUCAGGCGUGCAGACCUCAGUAAUCAGGACCUCCGGCCCUGGACCCGGGUAUGCGUGCGGGACCUCAGGCAUCUGAACGGUACAGUAGGCUCCCGGCCCGCCUGGUGCGCUUGCGGCCCCCCCCAGCCAGCGUGCGGCCCCGCAGGCUCCCGCGUGCCCAUCCUUCCAGAGCUUUCGGCUCAGGCACACGGUGGCAGCGCGGGAGGGUCGGACCCCGGAGGCUGCGGAGAGGCCGCAGCCACCCGGGGCCGCGGGCGGAGGGCGCCCGGAGGAGGCGCGCAGGCCGGCGGAGGAGGUGCGGGGCGCGGGAUGGGGACCCCCGAGGGGCGCCGCACUGCUCACAGCGGCCCUCCCGCCUCGCGGACGGCGGGCGCCGGCAGGACUGGCCGCCAGGGGGCGUCUGCGUGACGGCGCCGGGGCUGCCGCGCACGUUCGGCGCCGCUCCGCGUCGUGGUUCCAGUUCCGGCCUGCGGAGGCCUGCGCGCCCCAAGCCCGUCCUGUCUGAGGGGUGCACGCUCCCUCCCCGGCCACUGCCGGAAUCCUGCCCCGAGCCGAGUGGCUCCCCGGGACCGACAGCCCCGCCGUGUGCUCGACUCCAGGCCCCUGUGUUGCUGGGAACCUGGCUGCUCCCGCCACUCCCGGGACUGGGUCGCCCUCCCUCUUGCGCGGCCUCCUCACGUCCGCAGGGCCCGGUGUUUGCCGUGCCCCUUAGGGCGCUGCUGUCGGGGCCGGUGGCCAUCCUCCUGUCCGGUGAACCAGUCUCCAGGCCCUAGACUCCGUCCCGACCCAUCUUCCGCUGAAGUUCCAGCAUGUCCGUGGGUUUGGACAAUUGUCUCGUUCUCUGGGAAGUGACGGGGCCGCCAGCCUCCAAGAUGCUGUCCUUCCUGACUCACUGCCUUGCCCAGUUCCCUCCAGCUUGAUGAGGCUGGUGGGACCAUAGUAUAACUAGUAGGAUAUUAUGGAAAUGGUGACGGGUGACUUUGGACCAUAGGGCAUAAAAGGCAUUGCCACUUGCCCCUCGGUUCCUCUUCAGUUCCUGCUCUGGGGAAAAUGGUUGUGACGUCAUGGAAACAGUUAAGCAGCCGCGUGCAGGGGUCUUUGUACUGAAAAACUGCGCGCACCGGAUUGCCAGCCUUGUCCACACCCAGUGUGGCAUUCGGUCCUCCCGCCCCAGUCAGCCUUCCCAUGACGGCACCUCUCACUGAACUGACCUCUCGACUGCAACCUCAUGGGAGACCUUGAACCAAAACCACCCAGGUAAGCUCUUCCCACAUUGCUGACACAUACAGACUCUGGGAAGUACUGGUCAUAGUUAUUUUACACUAUUAAAGUUUUCAUGCAAUUUGUUCCACAGCAGUAGAUAACUAAUACAUAAUACCAGGGU